Messenger RNA from Pelmatolapia mariae (spotted tilapia), 2302 nucleotides. RefSeq lists its product as uncharacterized. The record is from RefSeq and is a predicted model, not a curated record. Bases 45 to 797 code for a protein of 250 amino acids. The transcript has 4 exons. NCBI's taxonomy places the organism in Eukaryota, Metazoa, Chordata, Actinopteri, Cichliformes, Cichlidae.
UAAGUGACCUGAAAACAAACUGAGAGGCCACAGAGCUGCAGAAAAUGUUCCGUUUAUGCUGUUGCUGUUUCUCUGGCGAUAACUCCAACAACAAUGAGAGACGGCCUCUCUUGGAUUCCCGACGCUCUGAAGUCAAUAGUGCUGAAUCCGCCAGGCUGAGCCGUUCAUCAGCACACAGCGAUGCACAGACUGUGAGACGGAUUGGACGGCUGGUGAUGAGGCGAGUGUGCGUGCCAGAGCUGGAUCAGAGGUUUUUGGAGAUGGCUGAGACCUUCAACAAGCAGCAGGAAGGCUACGAGGCCAUGGUGCAGCAUAUAAGAAACCUCCAGCAGAGCUGUGACUGUGCCCAUGAUGACACCCUUGCUUUUGCUCAGUGUUUGGGGAAGAUUAGAGAGCAAGAACCAACAUACCAGGUCUCUCUUAAGAUGAAGGGCUACGACUUCUUCCUCAGGGUGUUUCCUGUGUGGUCUGAGGGUGCAGGUGAGGGGAAACCGCUUCCUCCACGUCUGCAGAGGGCUCAGAACGAAAUGAAGGGUGCUUCUGACAGCGCCAGGAUCACCAUUUCAAAGGGGACCACCCUUCAAGAGCUUAUCGGCUGGUUGCUCCGUAGCCAUGAUAAAAUGGCUGAGCAAGUGAAGAAGGCAGCAGAAACUUACCAAGAACAAGGGAGACUUAGUGAGAACCUGGAGGAGAACAUGAGGGAAGUGAGGAGGGCCAAAGAGUUGUCUCAAGGAUACAGACAACAGGCCACGGCAGUUCUCACUGAAGCUGCACAGAUAGCAGGGGCUCAUCUGUAGUGCACAUACCUUUCUAAAAGUUUUGUUUUAACCGACAACAAUGCAGAAGUACAGCAUUUCCAUGGGUUAUACUCUUGAGGUGGUUUGUAACAACUGAAAUGCUACAAAAGCUGUCCAUCUUGUUCUCAUUUUUCGCAAACAAAUGGACAGCCUUGUGAACAUGUACUUGUCUGUCAAAUACACCUUGACUAAUCUCCAUUAAUAUCCCCACCAAUCGUAUCAAGACUGUCAUAUCUCCUUUUAUUAUUUGAUUAUAAUAGAAACGUAUUCUAACACUUUAAAUAGGCCUUCGUGUUUGCAUAGCGAACAUAAAGGGGACCUAUCAUUCUUUUCUGUUUUUUUAUUUUGUGUCAUUACAUUCUGCAUAUGUAUUGUUAGAGUGGUAGAUGCUCAUACUUAACCUGGCUUAAGGUUCUAAUAAUGAACUCUGCAUGUGUGUAACUGUAUAAAAGCCAAAAGCUCAAGCUUCAAACUGCGUUAAAUACUCCAUUUCAGAAAUUGUUUUUCUAGAUUUAGCUUUGUAUGAUCCAUAAGAGAGGAUAUAUCCCUAAUAUGGUCAUAGCUCUGCCCACCUGCUGUCCCAAACUUUUGUUUGGUAGGAAAGUCAAAGUCAAAUGUAUUUAUAUAGCACAUUUAAAACAACAACUGUUGACCAAGGUGCUGUACAUUUAAGAUAAACAAAAGAUAUAAAAACAUAAGAAGACAAGUCAAUUAGAAAAUACAAACCCAAUUUCCAAAAAGUUGGGACUCUGUAUAAAAUAUGUAAAAUUCAUGACAGAAUACAGAAAACACAUCAAAUGUUUGAACUGAGAAAGUGUGCCAUUAAAAAAAAUUAUUUGAUAGCAGCAAAACAUCUAAAAAAAUAGAGCAGGGGAAAUAAAAUGCUAGAAAAGUAAGUGGCACUAAAAAUAAAGAGAUAGAGGAAUAUUUUGCAACUUAUUAAGUUCAGUGGCAACAGAAAUUGUUCUACAAAUUGUGGAACAAUGUCAGAAUGAUGUUCUUCAAUGUAAAUUGUGAAGACUUUGAAUAUCUCUGUGUAUCUACAGUGCAUAAUACCAUCAAAGGUUUCAGAGAAUCUUGACAAAUCUCUGUGCACAAGAGACAGCUGAAAAUCUGAAUGCACGGGAUUAAACGCACAGUCCUGUCAUGGAAAUCACUACAUGGGCUCAUGAAACACUUCUAGAAAUUAUUGUCUGUAAACAUGCGUUGCCGUGUCAUUCACAAAUUUAAGUUAAAGGCGUAUCAUGCAAAGACGAAGCCAUAUGUGGACAUGAUCAAAAAACCCUGCUGUCUUCCCUGAGGCACUUAACCUGGACUGAAGCAAUGUGGUCAGACAAAUCAAAUCAAAAACAGGGAAGCCCCAUCCUCUGGACUAAAGAGACAAUUGUUACCAGUGCUCAGUUCAAAAGUCUGCAUCUCUGGUGGUAUGAGGAUGUAGGCAGAAAUCUGUGCCAUCAGAAACUGAAUUUGAAUAAGUUAAAUUUGAAUUUGAAUUGUAACUUGAA